AAAUCAGCUGUGGCUGAGUGACAGUUUCUGUUGUUUUUAUUAUGAAUUAGUUUUCAAAGUUAGAGUUUUUAGGAUUUUUUGUUAAGUUUUACAAAAUAAUAGUGAACACAAAAUGUUUCGAUUAUUGUGUUCACACAAUGUUUGCUUAAAUUCCUAUUCGCGGUACACACGAACUCCGCUCAAACGUAAUCUACUGACCUACAUAAAAGAAUUAAGGCCCAAGCGACCGAUAACCGUUGACAAAGUAACUAAUAAAGGAAAUGUUCGUCCAAAAACCCUGAUUUUCGGUGGAGCAUCGGGAAUAUCGUUGGCAGUUUCUAUAAAUUUUCUGCGAAAUGGUACUGUUGUACAGUGUCAUGCCGAUAGAGUAUCCGGCCUUCGUUCAAAGGUCACAAAAUCCGAUGAAGGAAAAUUUGAUUGGGCUAUGUUCUGGCGAUAUCUAAAACCUCAUCUAAUUAAGUUCCUAGGUGCAGUUGCUGCUGCAUUAGCUGUUGCAUUUUUCAACAUCAAAAUACCAGAGUUGCUUGGCAUCUUUGUGAACACACUGUCUAGGUAUGCAAAGAUUGGCGAGAAUAUCGACACGAAAGGAUUUCUACAAGACUUAAAAUGGCCCGCAAUCAACCUGUUCGGAAUGUAUGUGCUACAGUCUGGAUUUACCUUCAUCUACAUAUUGCUACUUAGUCAAAUUGGUGAACAGUUGGCCGCGAAAAUUCGGCAAGACUUGUUUAAGCAAAUUAUCAUUCAGGACUUGUCAUUUUUCGACGACAACCGAACUGGAGAGCUGGUUAACAGGCUCACCGCCGACGUCCAGGACUUCAAAUCGUGCUUCAAGCAGUGUGUAUCACAGGGUCUCCGAAGCAUAGCUCAAUUAAUCGGCGGUGGAGUGUCUCUCUUUAUGAUUUCACCGGAAAUGGCCACCAUUGCUCUAAUUUCUGUACCCGUUGCUGUCGGCGUAAUGUCUCUUUUGGGAGGAGCACUGCGUAGUUUAAGCAAGAGGUCACAGGCUCAAUCUGAAAAGGCCACGUCUGUUUGCGAGGAAGCUCUCUCGAAUAUUCGAACCGUUCGGUCGAACGCAUGCGAAUAUUCGGAAAUGACAUUAUUUCAGCGAGAAACAAAUGCAGCAGCAGACCUAGCUCAACAGCUGGGUGUUGGAAUAGCAGUUUUCCAAGCAUUGACGAAUUUGUUCCUGAACGGAAUGGUUUUGACUACGCUUUUCAUCGGUGGCAAUUUAAUGGCUUCGGAGAAAUUAUCGCCUGGACAACUCAUGGCAUUCUUAGUUGCAUCACAGGGUGUCCAACGUUCGCUGUCGCAGGGAUCAAUACUGUUAGGAACAUUAAUUCGGGGCAUGACUGCUGGUACUCGAGUGUUUGAGUAUUUAGCUAUUCAACCCCAUGUGGAUCUACUAAAAGGUCUUCGAAUACCACCGAACGAACUAUCCGGUGAAAUUCGAUUCGAGUCUGUGUCUUUCUCAUAUCCUAGUCGUCCAGAUCAGAUUGUGCUGAAAGACUUUAAUUUGGUGCUAAAACCAGGACAAACCGUGGCCUUGGUGGGUUCCAGUGGAUCUGGUAAAUCGACAAUAGCUUCGCUUCUGGAACGGUUUUAUGAACCGACAUCGGGACGAAUAACAAUUGACGGCUAUCCAAUCAACUUUCUAUCACCGAGCUGGCUUCGAACGGAAGUAAUUGGAUUCAUUGAACAGCAACCGAUCCUCUUCGGCACUUCGAUUCUAGAAAAUAUUCGCUACGGUCGCCAAGACGCUACCUUCGAAGAAGUAGUUGACGUUGCGAAGCAGUCUCAGUGUCACGAUUUCAUCAGCGAACUAUCACUGUCCUAUGAAACGAAUGUCGGUGAACGUGGUACGCAACUGAGCGGUGGACAACGACAACGAGUUGCUAUUGCAAGAGCGUUAUUAAAGCAACCAACAAUCCUUAUCCUUGAUGAGGCCACUUCAGCUCUUGACGCAAAAAGUGAGGCGAUAGUACAACGGGCAUUAGAUAACGCAGUCCAGAAUCGUACGACUCUUGUUAUUGCUCAUCGACUAUCUACAAUCCAAAAUGCUGAUGUUAUUGUUGUUUUAGACCAAGGGAAAAUAGCUGAGAUGGGAACGCAUCAGGAGCUAAUGAAAAUGAAGGGCAUCUAUUUCAGUUUAGUCAGGCAACAGGAGAAACAGGAUCAAGAAAAUGCGGAGAACAGAAGACAGGGUUGAGAUUGGUGUAUUUAAAUGUGAAAUUGUUUUCAUGACACUAUGACACAUAUCGAUCGAAGAUAGAAAAUAAAACUCUGAGAGGCAAGUC
This is a messenger RNA of Bradysia coprophila, 2294 nucleotides long. RefSeq names its product mitochondrial potassium channel ATP-binding subunit. Gene Ontology annotation, biological process: oligopeptide export from mitochondrion. Gene Ontology annotation, molecular function: ATP binding; ATP hydrolysis activity; ABC-type oligopeptide transporter activity. Gene Ontology annotation, cellular component: mitochondrial inner membrane. Lineage: Eukaryota; Metazoa; Arthropoda; Insecta; Diptera; Sciaridae. The record is from RefSeq and is a predicted model, not a curated record.